GCCUCGGCGACGAGCCCGAGACCGCCGACCCCGCUGCCGGCGCCGAUUCCGACGACGCGAUGGACGUCGACCUCGACGAGCUCCUCAAGUCCCUCGGCUGAGCCGCACCCGCGCCCGACCGACCCUCUCACCGCAAGGAAUUGCCAUGGCCAAGAUCAUCUUCACCGAAGUCGCCAACGCCGCAGGCUUCAACCUCGCCGACUCGCUGACGCUCAAGGGCGACAACCUCACGCUGAACUUCGAGUGGUCCUACGACGCGACGGUGCCCUGCGACCCCAAGGCCAAGUGCCUGGACAAGUUCCGCGUCUACAUCGGCAAGGCUGCUGCCGGUGCCUGGAACAAGGCGGCGACCGAGGCGGCCAAGAAGGUGCAGCUCAAGUUCAAGACGAUGGACGAGAAGAUGGGCAAGUUCGUCGCCGACGUGAAGAAGUACAACAUCCGCGACGCGGAAGGCACGGUGCAGGCCGAGAUCGACAAGUACCAGGCGGCCCUGCAGAUCGAACUCGACGAGCUCAUCAAGAAAGACAUCGGCGAGGACUUCCUCGGCAAGGCCGAAGAGGCCGCGCGCAAGCAACUGCUCAAGGAGGGCACGAAGGUCGAGCCGUCCAAGAUGAAGAUCGUCAAGAAGGUGCUCAAGGUGGUGCUGCUGCUCGCCGUGGCGGCAGCGGCGAUCGUCGCGGCGGUGAUGACCGGCGGCGCGGCCGUGCCCGUCAUCAUCGCGGUGGGCACCUGGGUGGCGCUGGCCGUGGGCACGACCAAGCGGCUCGUGGCGGUCGGGUCGACCCUGCAGAAGCUGCACGCCGACCUGCAGAACAACACCGUGCAGAUGGAAAAGAAGCUCGCCGAGAUCGACGUGCUGUUCGACAAGGCCGUCACCUUCGCCAACCAGAUGGAGGCCAAGGCGGACGCGAUCGAGCUGUCGGUGCAGGAGCUCAAGAAGGAGAUCGCCGAGGGCAAGAAGACGCUCGACAAGGUGGACAUGAACAGCAAGCAUCCGCUCGCCGGCCAGGCCAAGGACCUGCAGGCCAAGAUCGAGAAGCUGGAAGCCGAAAUGAAGAAAAGCGAGGCCGCCCGCGCCUACGCCGAGCCGCUGCGCAACGCGCUGGUGGAGUUCCGCAAGGUCAAGAACGACCAGACCUGGGGCACCAAGUUCGAGUCGGCCAAGACGCUGGCGACGGUGGCCAACUACAUCGCCAAGGGCUUCAAGGACAUCGCCAGCCUGAUCGUCAAGUAA
This is a messenger RNA of Ostertagia ostertagi, 1234 nucleotides long. The record is from the annotation of a GenBank genome assembly. NCBI's taxonomy places the organism in Eukaryota, Metazoa, Nematoda, Chromadorea, Rhabditida, Trichostrongylidae.